GAGGAAGAGAGGGAUGCUGCGAGAAAAGAUGAAGAAGAUGGAGGGGAGCAGGAAGAGCCCGAAGAGAGAAGCGCCCGGGAUCUUCGAAGCGAAGCCGGUGGCUCUUUUUCUGAGACUCUAUCUUUCCCAGAAGGGUCAGCCGCCGCUGGUUCUAGCACUGAUGGAUCAGAGGAGAAAAAGCAAGGAAGGAAGAGAGCCCGAGGCAUAGCUUCAAUUGUUUUUCGCAGAAGUCCAAGUUGUGCAUCGGAAUCAUCUGCAGACCCCACGAGGAGGCUUCGAUAUAUUCUGCGGGAUGCGAGAUUCUUCCUCAUAAAGAGCAGCAACCGUGAAAACAUCUCCCUUGCCAAAGCCAGGGGUAUAUGGUCGACCCUGCCAGCAAAUGAAAAGAAACUGAAUGCUGCAUUCCGAUCUGCAAGAAAUGUCAUUUUGAUAUUUUCCGUGACAGAGAGUGGAGCUUUUCAAGGCUUUGCGAGACUCUGUUCAGAAUCCCACCACGGAGGACCUCCUAUACAUUGGGUUUUGCCUGAAGGCAUGAAUCUUAAGACCCUUGGAGGGGUCUUCAGAAUUGCCUGGAUUUGCAGGCACGAAUUGCCCUUCACCAAAUGUGUUCACCUUACCAACGCUUUGAAUGGACAUAAGCCAGUUAAAAUUGGACGUGACGGUCAGGAAGUUGACCUCGAAUGUGCAACGGAGCUAUGUCUCCUCUUUCCCCCCGAUGAAGGCGUUGACCUGUAUCAGGUCAUGGGUGACAGGCACCACCAGGUAAGAGUGCUUUCACCCUUGCGUUCCAGAGGACUUCCACCCCGCCGAGAAGCGGACCGGGAUGCGAGAAGGCGUCGUCGGUCAGAAGAUGACGAGGUUCAUAACAGCAGGAAGAGACCGAGGAUGGACUACGCCCCUGGGUUUCGUGAGAGACCAGCGCGUAGGGAGGACGCACGCCAUCCAGCAGCGGACAGAAGAUUUUCAGGAGUUGCCAGAGGUGUUUUCAUGAAGGGCUCCUACGAGGAUGACCUGAGAGCAUUUCACAACAGCAGGCCACCAAGGCCAAUGCGGGACAUGUCCCCUGGUCGAGGAAGGGGACAGCCUUCCUACCGCGCUGGCCACCAGCAGCGUGCUCUCCCUUUCCAGGACUCUCGGUCAGGACGUCGACCUGUGCCACAGGAAGCAAGACACAGAGGUCAACCAGCAUGUGAUUCUGAUAGGCGCGUAGAGGACUUCCUGCGUGAAACACGAGCUAUCUUUGGCUCUCAGAGACGGAGACCCCGUGAAUGGGAUCGACCCGGAGAAUGUGAUAGUUCCCCAUAUGGCCGGAGAGACAGGGAGGCGCGUGAAUGGCGAGAGAGGAGGAGAGACGAGGAGAGAAGAGAGAGGAGAAGACGGGAGAGGAGACUGACGCGAUGCAGCUGCCCCGAACAUCUUCCAUUCAUCUCCUGA
Monodelphis domestica (gray short-tailed opossum) is the source of this 1434-nucleotide messenger RNA. NCBI's taxonomy places the organism in Eukaryota, Metazoa, Chordata, Mammalia, Didelphimorphia, Didelphidae. The record is from RefSeq and is a predicted model, not a curated record.